This is a messenger RNA of Phlebotomus papatasi, 1999 nucleotides long. RefSeq lists its product as uncharacterized. Gene Ontology annotation, molecular function: RNA polymerase II cis-regulatory region sequence-specific DNA binding; DNA-binding transcription factor activity, RNA polymerase II-specific; protein dimerization activity. The record is from RefSeq and is a predicted model, not a curated record. Bases 624 to 1580 code for a protein of 318 amino acids. The transcript is spliced from 3 exons. Gene Ontology annotation, biological process: regulation of transcription by RNA polymerase II. NCBI's taxonomy places the organism in Eukaryota, Metazoa, Arthropoda, Insecta, Diptera, Psychodidae.
UUAUUUAUUGGAGUCGCAAACAUAUCAACCAUCUAAAUCCUACCAACUAAAUCCUUCGAAGUUGUUGAAAUUAUUUUCAUAUCUCUCAAACACAGCCCAUCUUAUCUGGUACCACCAGCCACUCUUUAUUUAUUUUGUGUGAAGGGGAUAAGGAAAACAAUGUCCAUUCACACCCUCAGAGUCAUAAAAAUCACAUUUAAUCCCCUUUGAAGUGAUAAGACAUCAUUUAAGUGAAUUUACUCGACCAUAAUGUUAGAAAUUAAUUUCCAAUUGAUGAGGUCACGUGCAGAGCAAUGAAAUGAAUAAUAUUCCCACAUUUUUUCUCUAUUAUCAUAAUAAUAUGAUGGGUAACGUUUUAAAAUGCUCUUUUUAUAUGUACAAUGUAACUAAAUAUAGUGUAACUAAGGGGAGUAGAGAACAACCCUCUGCUAAAUAUAUUUACUUUCCAAGACACCACCCCUUCUGAAAUGGAUGCUUGCACAACCAUGAGUUUGCUCACACAAAACGGAUUUCAGUUUAGUUUAGGAAGAGAAAUCUUUGCAAACGGUCACUUUGCGUAUCGCGCGUAUAACGUUACAAUUUAUUUUUCCGUCAUUUGAAUAAGUGUAUAUAUAUCGUGUAGUAUGGAUUGGAUUGAAAAUGAAGAAACAAAUACCGAAAGAAGUAGUUCAACUUCAUCUACACCAAAUCUAAUAGAUCCUACGCAAAAUAAAAAAAUAUUGAAUACAUCAGCAAUUAGUGUUAACCUAGAUAAUUCAUCAAAAUGUUCUCAACUCGUCAAUAAUCAAGACUCAUUAUCGGACGACGAAAUGUCCGACUUCUCCCUAAAUGAAUCCGAAGAUGAAGAGAAUAUCACAGGAAAUGGAAUGCAAAAUUGUGCUCGAAGCAUUCAUCAGCGGAUGAUUUUUUCAAAUGGAGGGACUAUGAUAAAGAAUGGUCAGGUUGUUAGAAAGAUUUUCACAAACACAAGAGAAAGAUGGAGACAACAAAAUGUCUCAGGAGCAUUUGCAGAACUGCGUAAAUUAGUGCCAACACAUCCACCAGAUAAAAAACUAUCAAAAAAUGAAAUACUUCGUAUGGCUAUCCGCUACAUUCAUCUUUUAACCAAUGUUCUCGAAUGGCAAAAGCAACAGGAACAAAAGAAUGAAAAUGCUGAAAAUAUUAAUAAUAACUCACAACAAAAAUCCGACAGGAAAUGCUUUUCUUUAGGACCCGUUUCAGUGAAAUCUAAAAUAUCCUGCAGAAUUGCCAACUCCUCAAAUUUAUUCCAUAAAAUAAUGUCACCAAAUUGUGUUGAUAAACCAAUUAAUAUGGUUUCUGGGUCAUUAUUUGGUUGUAAUGAAAGAUGUUCUAUUAAAACAGAAUUUGUUGAAAACAAUGUGAAGGAGUCAAAACAGUUCAAUUAUGAAAAAUUUACAGAUAUUCAAAAUCUAGAUAAAAUUAAUAUUGCUGAAAAUGGUAUUGAUGUGAAACCUGUAAAAAUUAAUUUUAUACCCAAAUCGAAAACCAGUAAGUAUAAAAAGAAAAGUGGAAUACAGAAUAAAAGUAAUAGUAAUUGCGAGGAAGAGAAGGAAGAUUAAAAUGACAUCAAUUAUUUAUUAUAAUUAUAUGGUAUAUCUAUACAAUUAAUUACGACAUUUUAUCUUUCCAAUUUAUCAAAAAGAAAGUUUCUCUCCAGAAAUAAAGAACUUUGGACAAGCGGAAAGAUUUUUUCGCUAAAUUAAUCUUACGUAUCAAGCGAUAAGCAAUUAUAAUCUUCUCUUAUACAUUAAAUUUGUAAAUCUUCAAUGUUGAUAACGUAUAUAUAAACAUUAAUUAAUAUAAAACCAGUAUAUAUUGUAUAUUCAUGCAAUAUUGCAUGAAAAAUCACAAUGUUUAAAUAUAAAUAAAUACUACAAAACUUACAUUCUUAAUGUAAUAUGUGUAGGUAUAAAUUUCACAAUUUAUACUCAUUAAUAUUAAUAUCCCAUAAUAAAUAUUUUUAAAAAAUCAUAAAAAA